Messenger RNA from Guyanagaster necrorhizus, 3122 nucleotides. RefSeq names its product HECT-domain-containing protein. The record is from RefSeq and is a predicted model, not a curated record. Gene Ontology annotation, biological process: protein polyubiquitination; ubiquitin-dependent protein catabolic process. Gene Ontology annotation, molecular function: ubiquitin protein ligase activity. The coding region runs from base 75 to 3005 and encodes 976 amino acids. The transcript has 14 exons. NCBI's taxonomy places the organism in Eukaryota, Fungi, Basidiomycota, Agaricomycetes, Agaricales, Physalacriaceae.
CAGACUUCACCAGCAUUCACCAUCCAAAACUUUCCUUUUCUCUACCCCCAUGACUUACUAAUAGUCUUUAUAUCAUGCUCCCUCUCUUCGGUGACGAACGACGACGAAACAUCAACCUUGGUGGGGCAUCGUCUGCAUCAACACAAGCGGCUAUCAUAGAUCAGGCCAAACAGCGGAGAAACCAACGCAAUGAGCAGAAACGAAAACACGAAAACGCGGUGAUUCUGCAAGCAUGGUGGAGAGGCAUCCGGGAGGCGAGAUUGGUGCGAAAUCAGAUGAGAACGACCUUUGAGAGCGAUGUGAUGAGCAUUACUGGCCUACGAUGCCUUGUGCUUAUUGGGCAGGACGAGGAAGCCCUAGGAAUAUGGUCGAACGCGAUGCUGUCGCAGAACCAAGAUAGUUUCUGCAUGUCAUCCAAGAAUCAAAGCUGGGUGGUGCUUGUGAGGCAGCUAAGCCUUCAUUUGCUGCGCUCAAUAGCCACUGUGCCACAGUCGUCAAAUGCGUAUUCGCACCUCAAGGUCCUCACGAUGCUGACUCAGUCGUCAAUAUCCACGGAGGUGAUGCGAUAUCUGUUAUCGCAUCGCGGGUACGAAUUAUUAUCUAGAUCUGUCCUGGCUUUUAGCGUGGGGUCGAAGGAUUCACCACAGCUACCUCUCUUGGUUCCCUUGCUGACCGUAUCCUUCACGAUAUUCUCCCCGCUCUCACCAGAAUAUCUCCAAGCACUAAUAGGACUGUUUUCCGAUAUCUUGACCAUUUCUCUCCUCCCUAACCGAAUGCCCAUUCCAUCCCUAACACACUUCUCCUCGACUCUCCCUUUUGCCCAGCUGCCACUUCUUGAACCUCAUGUCUCCGUCAUUUGUACAAAAGGCACAGAGUUUAAAGUCAAUCUUGUUGCCAACCUUCUUGCAUUUACCCCUCCUCGCUAUGCAAUACUGCAGUCGGUACUCCCUUCUUACUUGUCGCUUCUAACAGCUGUUCUAAACUCAUUGCCUGUCAAUGCACUGGAUCCACCGGCGGCGAGUACCAGUAGUUGGUCCCAUGGGGACUCCGAUGAUGAGGAUCAUCAUACAGUAGUGUCGGUAGUGACAGAUUUCAAUGCUGUCCCUCUUCCUACCUUAGACCCUCGCACCGCAAAGCGCUUGCAGACUCUUCCGUCUCCUCAGCACCUCAGCUCGAUCAUCGCCAACUGUCGCUCAUCUAUCAUAACCUUCAUCCUUUCUUUGACGAGCGUGUGGCCAGCAAAACGCGACACUGUCCUUACCGCUGUACUGACGUCGACCGGGACUGGCUUUUUGAGAGAGUUGUAUCGGGGUCGCGUUCGAUCGUUACCAAUAGGUAAGGACGAGAACCCAGGCGCUGUCAUGGAUCCAGCACAUGCAGGAGCUUGGCCUUCGUUGCUGUUGUUGGUGGAUCUGUACACUCAAGCGUUACUGACGAUGGGCGAUGACGAGUUCUUCGAUGCAUCAGGCACAAGAAAUCCCCUAACGCUGGAUGAUUUGACAUCAUUUAGUCGCCAGUUAUUGAAUAUAGCGUUUACGCUGUAUUGGCGGGAUGAUCAGACAGGGUUGCAAAAAGAGAUGGUGUCCCCGGACGUUCGGUGUACGUGGGAAGGCGCGAGGCAGAAGGUUACAAAUUGCUUGUUAGCAAUUCACUCCCGGGACUCUCGCAAACCUUUCGUUUCCCCUGAACAUUGGCUUGUCAGUUCUCAGAUUGAUAUGAACGGCUUUAUUGAUGCUGCGAUAUAUGAAGAACAAGCGCUCUCUGAUGGCCCGGCCCCUACGAAGCGGCAAAUGGCGCAAAUGUCACCUCGACUGGGUGUCCUUAACAACAUCCCUUUCGCUAUUCCAUUUGAAGUACGGGUGUCGAUCUUCCGCCACUUUGUGCUUAACGAUUUGCGCAAGCAUGGUGAUGACUUGCACUCUUUGAGAUACAACCGGACGAUCGUCAGUAUUCGACGAGACCACAUUUCAGAAGAUGGAUUCGACAAGCUUGGAGACGCGGACUUGAAAGGCCACGUGCAAAUCACAUUCAUAGAUAAGUUUGGGGAAGCUGAGGCUGGUAUUGAUGGAGGAGGGGUGUUCAAGGAAUUUUUUACGUCCCUUUGCAAGGAGGUCUUUGACACAGACCGAGGGCUGUGGUUAGCCAACGACAACCACGAAUUGUACCCAAACCCACAUGGAUACGCCAAAGAAGGUCACAGCCUCAGUUGGUAUCGCUUUAUUGGGAGGAUAUUGGGUAAAGCUAUAUAUGAGGGUAUCUUGGUAGACGUGGCAUUUGCUGGGUUCUUCCUCGCAAAGUGGCUUGGAAGACAGAAUCUUCUUGACGAUCUUACAUCUCUUGACCCCGAAUUAUACAGUGGACUUAUGUUUCUCAAGCACUAUACCGGCAACCCGGAAGACCUAUCGCUCAACUUCACAGUUGCCAUCGAGGAGUUUGGUGUGACGAAGACUAUUGAUUUGGUCCCUAAUGGUAGUACGAUAGCUGUCACCAAAGAGAACCGACUGCAGUAUAUCUACCUAGUCUCGCAUUAUCGCCUCAGCAAACAGAUCAAACUCCAGAGUGAAGCCUUCUUUGAGGGUCUUUCUGAGACCAUUGACCCCAAGUGGCUAAGGAUGUUUAACCAGCAAGAAGUCCAAAUCUUAAUUGGCGGUGUGAACUCUCCCAUAGAUCUGGAGGAUCUCAGGGAAAAUACGAAUUACGGCGGGCUUUAUGAUAACAACGAGCCCACGAUCGUCGCUUUCUGGAAGGUCGUGGAAACGUUUGAUCAAGAUCAGCGGCGCGCCCUGUUGAGGUUCGUAACAAGCUGUAGCCGGCCUCCGUUACUGGGUUUCAAGGAGCUUGUGCCCAAGUUUGGUAUCCGUGACUCUGGAAGUGAUGAGCAUCGUUUGCCUACGGCGAGUACGUGCUUCAAUCUACUGAAGCUACCGAGGUACCAGAGCGAGAAGGUGCUGAAAGACAAGCUCCUUCGGGCGAUCACUUCCGGUGCCGGGUUCGAUUUGUCAUGAAUAAGCGAGAGACUAGGUGUGGCGCGUCUGAGCUUGCUGUAACGUUGAAGAUCCAUACGUGUUUAAAGGGCAAAUUCUUGUACUGAAAAUAGAUUCCUUGUACUCUGGUCCUAUCUC